UCUGCUUUGUAAGUGUCUCUAGUCUAUUGUUCUUUAUGCUCCGUUUUGUCUCCAGAGAAUCAUUUUGGUUCUGCUGGCUUAUUGUCUCCAGAAGAAGCAUGUUUCUUGCUGGCUUUAGGUUAUGAGGGUCCUUGUGACUUGCCAGCCUAAUGUUUCAAUCUAUGUAACUCCUUGUUUAUUAUUAAUGAAUCAAUCUUUUAGUGUUAAAAAAGAGUGUUGGAGUCCACAUUGGAUUCUUCUAAUAGUCAAACUUCCAUGUUCCGACCACAAGUUAGGGUUUAUAAUAAUGCAACAUGCAUGAACUAGCAAAUAGUUUUUCUUACGUGUAAAUAACUAAUAACUGAGUAAUUAAGCUCAAAUAUUUAUCAGUUUACUUUAUAGUUUACAAUUGAUUAGCUUAUAAAGUAAAAGCUAGUGGAAUGAUUGUCCACUAAAUCUCGAUAUCAUCAUUGACUUUUGUGAACUGCAAAUUAGUAUUUAGUAAUCAUUUUAGAACAUUAUAAGACAUACAUAUCUAAACAAAAAGAUUCUUUAAUCAACUAUUCUAAUCCAAAAAAUCUACUCGGUUUUAGAGAUGGUAUGUGAAUGUGUAGGAGCAGUAUGAGUAUGUGCAGGAGUGUAUGCACGAGUAAACACGUACGUGCACGUGGAGAAUGCAAAGGAGUGUAGACAAAGAACAAAAGGAUGAUCCAAGUUUCAAAAUGAUUCCAAAGUUAUGACUUGGCUAUAAGCCAAAAAAUCCCAAUCGCCGAACAUGAACUCAACUGCACUCUACGCUCGUUAUAUCAUUUUCCCACAGUAAAGCCGCUUUACAACUUUACCAUUUAUAUACACAUAGGUGCAAGGCCGGUUCUCAAAUAUAAGGAGCUAUAAAUAUAGUAUAAAUUUUAAUGAUAUUUUUAUAAUUUGAGAAUAAUAAAAUAUGUUGUUUGCUAGUUAAAUGUGUUUCUUCUAAUGAUCCAAACAUCCUAUCUUAUUGUUACGAAAAUAUAUAACUUGAUAAAUUUUGUUGACAAUAACAUUUAAGGCAGAAAGCUAGAAGACUAAUUAUAUCGGUUUAAAAAGAUGGUCUUCCAAAAAGUGUAUUUUGAUGUGUAUUUUGAUUCAAAUCAAAAUUAUAAUAUUGGAAAUUACUAAUAAUAUUGCCAAAAAACUAUCUAAAUCUCAAUGAAUUAUCAAAUCCAAAAGUGAAUUAUCUAACAAAAAAAGCUAAUUACACUUCAUGAAAAUACAUCACAUUUCCCACUUAUUAUAAGAUACAAAUGUGAACAUCAACUGUCAUCAAAUAAAACCAAAAAAGUCAUCAAGAUUUAACCUUCCUUUUCAAAAGCAGUACACGUCUCUUUCUCUCUUGGAGACACAGAGACAGAGUAUUCAAUGCUUUGUUGCCUUCCCACUUUUCACCAGCUAAGUUCUGUUCUUCCUCUUCCCAUUCUCUCGAAAACAAGAAAUAUUCUUGCACAACUUUGAUUCACGAGAGUUGAGGCAAAAGUUUCCAAUUCCGUGAUACAAACAAAAAGUUUUCUUCCCUUGAUCCUGAUAAAGUUAGGUCCAUCUCUAAAAAGUUUCCACAUUCUCUUCGUCUACCUCCAAACCCAUAAGAAAACAGAGUACUCUGCUCCAUAAAUCACGUAACUUUCUUUGAAAGUUCAUUCCUUUACUUCUUUUUCCAAGUCAAGAAAGAAAAGAUUUUUAGAGAGAGAGAGAGAGAAGAAAACCAUAGAGAGAGAGUAAAGUGAGCAAAGAGCAGUAAUGGAUGCCUUACAUGCCACGUUACUUGUUCUUCUCUCAAUCUUUCUCUCAACUUCACCUCCUGUUCAAGGAAACGCUGAGCUGAGAGCUCUAAUGGAGCUCAAAUCGUCCCUUGACCCCGAGAACAACCUUCUCAAGUCAUGGACGUUCAACGGCGACCCAUGCGACGGAUCUUUCGAAGGAAUCGCUUGCAACCAGCAUCUGAAAGUCGCCAACAUAUCGUUACAAGGGAAACGCUUAACCGGGAAGCUAUCUCCGGCCGUUGCAGAGCUCAAAUGCUUGUCUGGUCUUUACUUACACUACAAUAGUCUCUCCGGAGAGAUACCUCAAGAGAUCACAAAUCUCACUGAGUUGUCAGAUCUUUAUCUCAAUGUUAAUAACUUCUCCGGCGAGAUUCCGGCAGGAAUCGGCUCCAUGGUAGGCUUGCAAGUUAUGGAUCUAUGCUGCAACAGCUUAGCAGGGAAGAUACCAAAGAGCAUUGGUUCCUUGAAGAAGCUAAGUGUUCUGUCUCUGCAACACAACAAACUAACCGGAGAGGUUCCUUGGAGUUUAGGCAACUUGAGUACGUUGAGUAGGAUUGAUCUGAGCUUCAACGAUCUUUCAGGAACAAUCCCAAAAACCCUAGCCAACAUUCCUCAGCUUGAAACACUUGACUUGCGCAACAAUACUCUCUCUGGCUUUGUUCCUCCUGGUCUCGAGAAGUUGAAUGAGAGAUUCCAGUUUGAGAACAACGCUGGGUUAUGUGGGAUCGAUUUUCCUUCUUUGAGAGCUUGUUCUGCUUUUGAUGAUUCAACCAUCGAAGUCAAGCAGCCUCAGGGUGAAAAGGACACUGAUAAAUCAACUCUUCAUAACAUCUCCGACUCUGUCUAUCUCAAAAGUCAUUGCAACCAAACACAUUGUCAUAAACCCUCAUCAAAACUCCCACAAGUUGCUUUGAUCUCAAGUGUCAUCACCGUCACUAUAACUCUGUUUGGUGCUGGUUUAUUAACCUUGUUACGCUACAGAAGAAGGAAACAGAAGAUUAGUAACACAGCAGAGAUUUCAGAGGGAAGACUCAGCACAGAUCAGCAAAAAGACUUUCGAGCAUCGCCUCUUAUGAGUCUUGCCUACACCAAAGAAUGGGACCCCCUUGGAGACAGCAGAAACGGAGCUGAGUUCUCACAAGAGCCUCAUCAUCUCUUUGUUGUUAACAGCAGUUUCAGGUUUAACCUAGAAGAGGUUGAAUCAGCAACACAAUGCUUUUCAGAAGCUAACCUAUUGAGCAGGAACAGCUUUACCUCGGUGUUCAAAGGAGUCCUCAGAGAUGGUUCUCUGGUAGCUAUCAGGAGCAUCAACAUAAGCAGUUGCAAGAACGAGGAAGUCGAGUUCAUGAACGGUCUGAAGCUUUUGUCCUCCAUGUCACACGAAAACUUAGUGAAGCUGCGUGGCUUCUGCUGUUCUAGAGGCAGAGGAGAGUGUUUCCUCAUAUAUGAUUUUGCUUCAAAAGGAAAGCUCUCUAGGUUUCUUGACUUGCAAGAAAGCGAAACCGGUCGAGUUCUUGCUUGGCCCGCAAGAGUCUUUAUCAUCAAAGGGAUUGCAAAAGGUAUUGCUUACUUACAUGGAAGUGAUCAAGAGAAGAAGCAUGCCAUUGUUCAUCGAAACAUAUCGGUCGAGAAGAUCCUACUAGAUGAGCAGUUCAACCCGUUGAUCGCUGACUCAGGUCUUCACAACCUUUUAGCAGACGAUUUGGUCUUCUCAGCACUCAAAACAAGUGCAGCAAUGGGAUACUUAGCUCCAGAGUACGUUACAACCGGAAGAUUCACGGAGAAAACCGACGUGUUCGCCUUUGGAGUCAUCAUUCUCCAAAUACUCUCUGGUAAGCUCAUGCUUACAAGCUCACUGAGGAUUGCAGCUGAAAAUGGAGAGCAUUGUGGAUUCAUUGAUGAACAUCUCGGUGAAGGGUUUGAUAUAACAGAGGCGGUUGCAUUGGCGAGGAUGGGGAUAAGCUGUACUCAGGAGAUUCCAAACAAUAGGCCUAAUAUAGAGUCACUGCUUCGGGAGAUAAACUGUAUGAAGAGUGAAUGAGUGUUAUUUUAGUUAGCAGAAAAUGUUUCAACGUUUGUGCUGAGUAUGAUUCUCCGGUUAAGCUGUAUCACAAGUUCACAACAGUUGGUUUUAAUUUUUACUCUCCCAAGAAAGAACCGGGUCGGUUUACAUAAUUAUAGUAAUUUAUAGAAGAUUUGAUUUGAUAUCAA
This is a messenger RNA of Brassica rapa (field mustard), 3986 nucleotides long. Its product is annotated as somatic embryogenesis receptor kinase 4. Gene Ontology annotation, biological process: protein phosphorylation. NCBI's taxonomy places the organism in Eukaryota, Viridiplantae, Streptophyta, Magnoliopsida, Brassicales, Brassicaceae. Gene Ontology annotation, molecular function: protein kinase activity; protein binding; ATP binding. The record is from RefSeq and is a predicted model, not a curated record.